Molecule: messenger RNA, 4062 nt
Organism: Durusdinium trenchii
Lineage: Eukaryota; Dinophyceae; Suessiales; Symbiodiniaceae
Source: the annotation of a GenBank genome assembly
AUGUCACAGUGUCGAUUCGUGGUGCAGACCGUGAUUUGGUUUCUGUCUGGAGGCGGUGCAGCUGUUGUGCUGUUGCCGUUCAAGACCCCGGGCUUCCGGGCGAAAAGGGAGACUCCCCAGCCGGUCAGCUCAACUCUCACCCUUCGAGGCCUCAAUCGAAGACGGCACUACACGAAGGUGGGAGUGCCGGAUCGGGCUGAACAUGCGCAGCGCCGCAUUCGCAGCGCGGAGAAUCAGCACAGGUCGGUCUCCGAUCCGCACACCGAACCAGCGCCCGCGAGCACCGUGGCGCCGACGCCGUCCACGUCGGCCUUGGAUAACUACCUGGAGGAUGAUGUUGAAGAGGAUGUCACCGGGCAUUCAGGCCUUGAUGACGUGCCUCGGGUGCCACACGACUUUCCCCAGGAGCUGAAGAGACCGGCGAGUCGAAAGAAGGACCCUUCGGCCUCAGCGGCCGCCGGGCUGGGCGCCUUCUCGGGCGCGGUGAGGAUGACCGAUGCCUUUGAGCAAAAGAAGACGAGGCAGCCCAUUCCGGUGGAGAGCUGGGGCCCACGGCCACCGAGCCGCGCAGGGCUGCCGCCCAAGGCCGAAGCGCUGACGGAUGGAUUCAGCACGUCCUGCAGAGGUGUUGGUGCCUCCAGCUCCAGCGUGGGGCGUCCCUUCAACGAGCGAGAGACGAGUCAAGGCCGCUCGAGCAAGAGCCACGAGGCGCCCGCUCGGAAGGCGGAACAGGCCCUGCCUGGCUCCAAAGUGGUGGGUGGCACCUGGGCGGCGGCCCGCGCCGAGCCGCGGAGCGCCGGACCGGGACCGGGCACCGCCAGCGCCGAUGCCCGGCGCGGCCGUGAACGCCGCGCCACGCGCAGCGGGCCCAAGGCCACAGACCUGGGCGUCUUUGGCCGCGGCCAACCGCUGACAAAGAGUCUCAGUGACCCGGGCGGCGGUUUGUCGAGACGGGUGAUGUGGGCGAGGGAUGCCAUUGCAGCGGGGUCUUUCUGUGAUGCGGGGCCACAGCGGGUGAUCUCAGCUACGACCAAGAGCCGGUCAGAGAAUGAAGUGAAGGACCCCAGUGGUCAGCUACGGGUGGUGAAGCAACUGCCAUGGCUGGGCGAGUCGGAUCGUGAAAACGCCUUAAGGGAGGUGAGAUUGUUGUCCUCAAUGAGACAUCCAUGUAUCGUCCCCUAUUUUGAAAGCUUUCUGGUGAGAUCGACCCCUUCCUUGCCUUCAGAGGAUUUGCUUUGCCUAGUCAUGAGCCGUUGUGAUCGUGACCUGCGACAAGAAUGUCUCCGGGUGCGCUUAGAAUGGGAGCUGCAAACCUCCGACGCCGCUGCGGCGUCCGCGUCCCGCGCGACCGGCAGCAGCACGACCGGCAGCAGCACGAUGCUGUCGAAACCACACAUCCCAGAGACGCAGGUGCUCUCAUGGCUGGCACAGUUGGCCUGGGGUCUGCAGCAUCUCCACUCGCGGAAGUUUUUACACCGCGAUCUGAAGCCCCAGAAUGUGCUCCUGGCACAGCAGGGCAAGCGUGUGAUGCUGGCGGAUUUCGGGGUGGCGGGCCAGGUGGAGCACACCGAAGACUUGCGGCGUUCCAUCGUGGGGACUCCGGCCUUCAUGAGCCCUGAGAUGUUGGAAGGGAGGCCUUACAACAGCAAGACGGACCAGUGGGCCUUGGGUUGCGUUCUCUUUGAGAUGAUGGCCCUGGAGCCCCCCUUCGCUGGCCGCUGCGACUCCUACGCCGCCGUGGUCUCCGCCGUGCUGCACGCGCCGCCCGUGGAGGCGCCGGACGGCUACAGCGAGCCACUGAGCUCAGCGCUGCAGAAGCUGCUGGCGCGCAAGCCGCAUCACCGGCCGAGCAACCGAGAGCUCUUGAGGUCACAAGUACUUCGGGAUCCUUUUCACGAUUUCUUGCAGUCCUUGGACAUCACUUUAGAGCGGAAGGCUUCGUUAGAGCCCUGGGCGAAAAGUCGUUCCAGCCUAGCCUCAUCUCCACCCCCUGCUGCCACCCCACCAGCCGCCGCAAGCCCACCUCCCACCGCGCCACCGGCCAACGCCGCGGGCGGCUCGGCGCGGCGGGCGGUGCCGUACCUCCGGCAGCUGCAUGCGCCGGAUGCACAUGGGCUGAACGGGCACGUGAUGAACGGUGCGAACGGCGUAGAAGAUGUGCUUCCGUCGCCCUCCUCGAGUGAUGCCACGCCGAGUAAGAGCCACGAAAGCAGUCAUGGGCGAAGUCAAGACCUGGGUGGCACGGGAGGAUCCUCCAACUUCAUGGGUUAUGGCAAGAGUACUCCGGGCCUGCCUGGUUUGGUCGAGGACGAGCUGGGCUCUCCCUCGCGGUCGCCCUACCCGUCCGUGCAGACGGAGGGCUGCGGCUCGUAUCCCAGUGACUUCGAAAGCGACUCCGGCGCGCCGAACGCUGCGGUGGAACACUCGGAGCACUCCUCGGAUCAAGAGAUGGACUUCCUGGAAGACCUCCAGGUCGUUGAAGACGAGACCUUCCCAGACUCCUCCGUCACACGCAAUGAGUGGCGGAACACCGAGUGGCGUCAGCUCUUGGCUGAAGCGGAAGCUCUCUUGGUGCCCUUGCCAGAGGUGCAUUGGGGCGAAGAGACGCAGAAGUUGCGCCACACGCUUUCGUCCUCCUUGGGCGGUGACGAGAAGGUGGACCAGGCCCUGAACUUCCUUCGGGAUCGGCGUCCCUUGGGCGACACCAUGGAGGCCGAUGAGCUGCUCCUCCAGGUCGAGCUGAUGGACCUGCUGGGGGAGGAAGGCAUUCAAAAUCUGUUUCGCCACAACGUCCCGAAAGCAGCACGGCCGGUGCUGGCGGAGCCGCAAGCUCUGGAGGUCUCCGGCUGUGGUUUAGGCGACGCAUGGCCCGCAAGCCCCCAGUCGUGUGGGGGCACGCCGCCCACCCGGCGGCCAAGAGGGCAUGGUCAGGAGAUGCAGAUGGAAGACGUGGAGGUGGACGACCAUGUGCUUCACCCCAACUUCCGCCGUGGAGACGCCACGCCUCCCCAGGUCAUUGUGACCCGCUCCCAUGGCGCGAGCCGCGCCAGCGUGGGCUCCCGCGGCUCUGGUGGAGCUGCGCACCCGAGGGAAGGUGUGCGGCACACGGGCGGCGAGAGGAUGCCGUUUCCCACGUCUUUGGACGUUGACUUCCUGACGACGUUUGACUGGGAGAAGGGCAGCGAAGCACAGCGGGACUGGGCUCUGCUUGCGCUGGCUGAUGCCCUACUUGUUGUUAUGAAGGACAUCUAUGCCAGCGUCAUUCAGAGCCCUCAAAAGCGAGCGUCAGAGCACACCGGUGACCAUGCUGGGCGCGCCGGUGUGUGGGUGAGCGAGCGAGACAGGUCCUCAAGCUCUGCCAUUUGCGCCGAAACGACGUGUCUGCUUGGCUCCAGCUCUGCAGACGGAAGGUCGGGAUCGCACUGCUGUCGCCUGCUCUCUCCAGAUCCGGUGAUGCAAUAUAAUGCCUUGGACCUACUGGGAGAGCGGUUGUUGACCGCUGUCCCGCCCAGUGCUUCUGUUGUCCUGGACAACGCGAAGUUUGGCAUGAUGGUGCUGGUGAUUCUGACGCAAUCCCUGACACCUAAUCUACCUAGUUACUUGCGUGUCCUGUCCUUGAUCAACCCAUUCCAGACGCGAACCUUUGCCUUUAUCUCGGGAUUCGUCAGCAAAAAAUCUGCAAACUGGUACGAGGCAAUGCAUGCCUCCCGCAACACACUCCUGCAGAUCCUUCUCUUUGCUCUCUUCAUCGAACCCAUCUAUGCCUUGGCUGCGGGACAGGUUUGGACGCUCUCAGGAUACUUGUGGGAGGUCUACCAGAUGCUGGUGUUCCCAGGACAGAAUGUGCAGUGGAGCCUCGGUCGCGUUUGACAGCAAACUCUGCUUGCUCUUUUGUGGUUUACAGGUGGGUGCAGGUGACUGAAGGAAGCAUCAAGUGCGCCAAACACACGUGAACAGCGAAACGUAUGUGUGGCGAACGGACCAGCGAUGCGCUGGAAGAAGUUUGUGUGGCUGGGAACAUCCAACAAAUCCACCGAAUGGAGACCGUUGAUCAGCUUGAAC